Molecule: messenger RNA, 1304 nt
Organism: Ricinus communis (castor bean)
Lineage: Eukaryota; Viridiplantae; Streptophyta; Magnoliopsida; Malpighiales; Euphorbiaceae
Product: protease Do-like 5, chloroplastic
Exons: 8
Coding region: 16-984 (322 amino acids)
Biological process (GO): proteolysis
Molecular function (GO): serine-type endopeptidase activity
Source: RefSeq, a predicted model, not a curated record
UAUAUAUAAGGAAAGAUGAGAAAGAAACCGGUUUUCCAGUUGGAAAUCCAAGAAGCAAGCAAAAACAAAAUGAUGGUGUUGGGUCCUUUGCAUGUGCAUAGCAUCCCCUCUUCACCUCCUGUCCAGUGCACUAUCUCUUCUCCUUGUUCAAAUAUUGAAGAUUCUUUAAAUAAGAGCUUAAUUAAUCUUGCAAGGAGAAGAGCAGUUGUAGGCUUUGGUUCCAGUAUGGUAAUGGCUUCACUACUCAAUGUGCACAAUCUUAAUUCACUACUACCUUCACUACUUCAUUCUGCUAUUGCUCUACAAGAAGAUGACCUCCAAAAAGAAGAGGAUAGAGUUGUUAACCUCUUCCAGUUAACUUCACCAUCAGUUGUCUUCAUUAAGGACCUUGAAUUAGCUAAAAUCCCCAAGAGCUCUUCCAAUGAUGCUACACUAACUGAGGAUGAAAAUGCAAAAGUUGAAGGGACAGGUUCAGGCUUCAUCUGGGAUACGUUUGGUCACAUUGUCACUAACUAUCACGUUGUUGCUAAGUUGGCUACAGAUCAAAGUGGAUUACAGCGUUGUAAGGUGUUUCUAGUUGAUUCUGCAGGCAAUAGCUUGUACAGGGAAGGCAAGAUCAUUGGUUUUGAUCCGGCCUAUGAUCUCGCUGUUCUUAAGGUUGAUGUCGAGGGGCAUGAACUGAAGCCUGCUGUUCUUGGUACUUCUAGAGAUCUGCUCGUUGGUCAGAGCUGCUUUGCAAUUGGGAAUCCUUAUGGAUAUGAGAACACACUUACAACAGGGGUAAUUAGUGGCUUAGGCAGGGAAAUACCUUCACCAACUGGGAGGGCCAUUCGAGGAGCUAUUCAAACAGAUGCAGCUAUUAAUGCUGGCAAUUCAGGUGGGCCAUUAAUUAAUUCAUAUGGACAUGUUAUUGGAGUUAACACAGCAACUUUCACUCGAAAAGGGUUGCAUUCAUUGCAGGAACAGGAGUGUCCUCUGGAGUGAAUUUUGCAAUACCAAUUGACAGUGUUGUGCGCACUGUACCAUACCUUAUAGUUUAUGGAACCCCGUACAUUGACAGAUUCUGAUCAUUUGUAUCUUUUGUACCUAAGAAAUGCUUCAGGUGGUGCUCAUUUCAACCCCUCUGGAAUUCUUUUGGCUCAAACAAGGUCGUUGCUCUCGGCUGUCAAUUAGAAGCUAUUGCAAUAACGUACAUGGAGAAUUCCCUCGUGUAUUGCGUGUAGACAUGAUGUUAAGACAAUCCUGUAUGGUAGAAACAUGCAAUAUCUUUCUAAAUAUAUAUGGGUACCAAGAUCUUCUUGCAA